GUCGGAUCCAUAAUUAACCCGCAGUGAUCCUGACUUAAUUACUGUCACCUGAUGAGCAAUUAACUUCCUCUUUAAACGUUCACAGGGCGCAAACUCAUGCUUUCUUUUCUUUUGCUGUCCUAGAAGCAGCCCUGAGAUUUAUUUCUGUUUUUUGUUUUUGUUUCAAAAUGAGCAAAACAGAGAAACCUUUAUCCACUCUUUGGGGUUGUGAACUCAACGAAUCUAAUAAAGAAGAGUCCUUCAAGACGGAUGAUACGAACCAUCAACACCAGCUGGCACUGAGAACGAUGUGUCUGGGUCACACCGCCAAAGAUGAGUUCAAUAUCGUCGAGUUGGUCACUGGUGAGGGCAACAGCAGCGCGAAAGCGGUUCCCAUAGCAACACUUCACGCUAAAUCUAUGCCUACGGUCAACCUGUCUGGAUUGGAUCUUCAUCCGCCCGUGACCUUUCGCCUGAAGCACGGCUCUGGGCCGGUGUACGUCGGAGCGGAACAUGUGGCCCUGGAGGAGUACUCUGACGAUGAAGAGAUGGAUGAAGAGAUGGAUGAGGAGGUAGAAGAAGAGGAGGAAGAUAUUGAAGAAUCACCGGUUAAGAAAGUCACAAAAAAUGGUGCUGGCAAAAGAAAGAAGCCAGAAAAGGGAGAGGAUGAGGAAGCCUCAGAUGGAGAAAAUCCACCUAAAAAGGGUAAAGGAAGGGGACGUAAGGCGCAAGCUGCAAAGAUGUGGAUGGGAAGCAGCACGUUCCCAGAAGGCCGCUGCUGGACAUCUGAGUUGGGAGCUCCAAUUUCUCACCGUGGUCCCAUUGUAGUUCUGCUGCUUGUCAAUAAAACUGUUGGAGGGGAAAGCAAACUGGUCUCGUUUUCUCUAAAACCAUUUUGUCUGUAGAAGAAAGUAUGACUG
Labeo rohita (rohu) is the source of this 899-nucleotide messenger RNA. RefSeq names its product nucleophosmin/nucleoplasmin, 2b (gene npm2b). The transcript has 10 exons. NCBI's taxonomy places the organism in Eukaryota, Metazoa, Chordata, Actinopteri, Cypriniformes, Cyprinidae. Gene Ontology annotation, molecular function: RNA binding; chromatin binding; histone binding. The coding region runs from base 168 to 884 and encodes 238 amino acids. Gene Ontology annotation, biological process: positive regulation of DNA replication; chromatin remodeling. Gene Ontology annotation, cellular component: nucleolus; nucleoplasm; cytoplasm. The record is from RefSeq and is a predicted model, not a curated record.